Molecule: messenger RNA, 1026 nt
Organism: Elgaria multicarinata webbii
Lineage: Eukaryota; Metazoa; Chordata; Lepidosauria; Squamata; Anguidae
Gene: FOXB1
Product: forkhead box B1
Exons: 1
Coding region: 1-1026 (341 amino acids)
Biological process (GO): regulation of transcription by RNA polymerase II; cell differentiation; anatomical structure morphogenesis
Molecular function (GO): RNA polymerase II cis-regulatory region sequence-specific DNA binding; DNA-binding transcription factor activity, RNA polymerase II-specific
Source: RefSeq, a predicted model, not a curated record
AUGCCUCGCCCGGGCCGCAACACGUACAGCGACCAGAAGCCGCCGUACUCGUACAUCUCGCUGACGGCCAUGGCCAUCCAGAGCUCGGCGGAGAAGAUGCUGCCGCUGAGCGAGAUCUACAAGUUCAUCAUGGACCGCUUCCCGUACUAUCGGGAGAACACGCAGCGCUGGCAGAACUCGCUGCGCCACAACCUCUCCUUCAACGACUGCUUCAUCAAGAUCCCGCGGCGGCCCGACCAGCCGGGCAAGGGCAGCUUCUGGGCGCUGCACCCCAGCUGCGGGGACAUGUUCGAGAACGGCAGCUUCCUGCGGCGCCGCAAGCGCUUCAAGGUGCUCAAGGCCGACCCGCUGGCGCCCUCCAAGCCGUCCGAGGCCGCCGCCGCCCAGCACUACCUCCAGCAGCAGGCCAAGCUGCGCCUCAGCGCCCUGGCGGCCGGCGGGGGCGGGGGCGGCGGCGGCGGCGGCGGCGGGGGCCCGCACCUGCCCCCCAUGCCGCCCUACAGCCUGGGCGUCUCGCCGCCGUCCAGCUUCAAGCACCCGUUCGCCAUCGAGAACAUCAUCGCGCGCGAGUACAAGAUGCCCGGCGGGCUGGCCUUCUCGGCCAUGCAGCCCGUGCCGGCCGCCUACCCGCUGCCCAACCAGCUGCCCGCCGGCUGGCCCCACAUGUACGGCUCGGGCAUGCUGGACGCGGCGGCCAGCCCCAUCGCCAUGGCCGGCGGCGACUAUGGCGCGGCCGCCGCCGCGGCCGCCGCCGCCGCCGCCUACGGGGUGCCGCUCAAGCCGCUGUGCCACGGCGGACAGACGCUGCCGGCCAUCCCGGUGCCCAUCAAGGCCACGCCGGCCGCCGCCGCCGUGCCCGCGCUGCCCGCGCUGCCCGCGCCCCUGCCCGCCAUCCUGUCGAACUCGCCGCCCUCGCUCAGCCCCACGUCGUCGCAGACCGCCGCCAGCCAAAGCAGCCCGGCCACCCCCAGCGAGACGCUCACCAGCCCGGCCUCGGCCCUGCACGCCGUGGUCGCGGUGCACUGA